Eucalyptus grandis is the source of this 502-nucleotide messenger RNA. RefSeq lists its product as uncharacterized. The transcript has a single exon. NCBI's taxonomy places the organism in Eukaryota, Viridiplantae, Streptophyta, Magnoliopsida, Myrtales, Myrtaceae. Bases 20 to 484 code for a protein of 154 amino acids. The record is from RefSeq and is a predicted model, not a curated record.
GCAUGGGCACCACGCGUCCAUGUUCUCCUUCCUCCUUCAGCCACCACCACCACGUUUACCCGUUUCUUUCACUCCUCUCAAUGGAGAGAGCUUAAAUAGCCAGACAACUUCGCCGGAUCCCCAGUCAAGCCCCAGGCGACAUCCGGCGAUGGACGCGACGACAGCGACGGGCACGGCCCCGCUCGCGGCGGGUGGACCAGUGGAGGAGAGCACGGUGGUGGGGAUGGUGAUGCAGGAGCCGGUGGCGGCGGAGACGAAGUUGAAGAUGAAAGUGAUGGUGGCCGUGGACGAGAGCGAAGGGAGUUUCUACGCGCUGCGGUGGACGCUGGACCAUCUGCUCCGGAGGAGCACCCCGGCUCUGGCGGCGGACGGCGACGAGGUGGAGAUGAUCACGCUCGUUCACGUUCAGCAGCCCUUUCAGCACUACGCGUUCCCCGCCGGCCCUGGCGGAGCAGGUUUCUCUCCCCGUCUGAAAUUCGUUUAGUUCUACACAAACCGAUGG